Exserohilum turcica Et28A is the source of this 1563-nucleotide messenger RNA. RefSeq lists its product as uncharacterized. The record is from RefSeq and is a predicted model, not a curated record. The coding region runs from base 1 to 1563 and encodes 520 amino acids. The transcript is spliced from 2 exons. Lineage: Eukaryota; Fungi; Ascomycota; Dothideomycetes; Pleosporales; Pleosporaceae.
AUGAAUCCAGUGCAGCUAAUCAAGUUCGAGCAAAGCGAGCUGGAAGAUGGCGAUAUCGACUCGUCGCCGCCUUCCCUGCCAUCCGAGCAGCACCGCCAUGAGUGUACUGUUCCAAGUGACGGAGCCAAUGGGCAUCGCGAUGAACUGCAGCUCGCUCGCUACGAGUACGAUGCGCUUGAGCAGCGUCACCAAAAGCUCGCUGCUAGACAUGCAGAGCUCCAAAAGCUGUGUUCAGCAUACAUGGAGGUGAUAGGUGGCUUCUCCUCUUACGAGGAGGAGUCAGCUAGUAUUGAGCAGCUGCGUGUCGAGGCCGGCCGCGAGGGUCUGCGCGCAAAGGCACUCGAAGCCAAUGUGCUCAAGCCCAUCAUCCGUGAGGCUGGCGGGCUGCAGGCGCUCGUGUCGCAAAUGCAGUCGGUACGGUCGCUGAUCGACCAGGUCGGCGGUCUUGCAGAGCUUGAGGAGCUGGUUUCGGAAAUGCAUCUGUUCCGGACCAGCUUGGGUGAGAUUGGAGGCCUGCAGGGUCUGCAUCACCUCAUCGCUGAAGUCAAGAGGCUGCGAGAACAGCAGAUUGCACGUGUUUCGAUGAACAUCAAGAUGCGUGCGCCCGAUGGACCGCUUGCAAAGGCGGCAAAGUACGACAAACUUGUUCAGGCUUUCGGCGACAUCCACGCUGUGCGGGAGCCCAGUGCUUCGAUUGAGACGACUAUGAUUAAUCCUGCACGAGCGAGCCGCAUGGUUUCGACGCCACUCGAAGACGACCCAUAUCGUGACUUGUACGAACCGCCUCCGAUGGAAGAAGCACGCACCAAGACGGGCUCAAAUAACAUUCCUCUAGGGCCUACACGCGUGCGUGGACAACCAGCCAGUCAAGCUUGUGAGCAACCAUCGCUGAGACGAGAUGCGUCAGACGAGUGGCAGAACUCCCCGAACAAGCGUCCAAGAAUUGAUUCUGGGCCGCUGUCCAUAGAAACGCCACAGCAUGAGCGUCAAAUGCAGGCACCAGAACGUGAUUGGGCACAGUUCUACCCACAGCCAUCGGUGAAAGUAGAAGACUUCUGCAAUACAGAGGAGCAGCGCCUUCCUAUGUAUGGUCGACAGCCACACGCCAUAACCGUCACUACCGAGUAUACCCAUCUAUCCAAGUCUGUGCUGGUUGGUGACUAUCCAAUUGCUCUUUGGACGGGAGCUAGCGACCCAAGUGCCCCAGAGUUGCCUGGACAAAUGAAGAAGGUCGACCAUAUUCCAAAGGGAUUGGGCACGUUCCUGGCCACUGAGCUUUCCAAGUACAUUACCAAGGCGGCCGUUCGCUUCUGGAAUGAGAUGCCACCCAACAAAGACACAUGUGUGCUCCGUUAUGUGCUCGAUGGUCACAGACCUUCGGGCCAGCCUCAGGAGCGCAGGGCUUGCCGGGUCUGCUCAGCUGCAUGGGCUGGGCGCCAGCGUCCAUGCGCCCUACUCCUUGAUGUAGAAGGCAUUCGCACCCUGGUAUUUCUGCCGCUCCAUGAUGGGCCUGGUAGGCACACAGACUGGCGCAAGAAGACAUACUGGAUGGACAUUGAGUAG